This is a messenger RNA of Oppiella nova, 392 nucleotides long. Lineage: Eukaryota; Metazoa; Arthropoda; Arachnida; Sarcoptiformes; Oppiidae. The record is from the annotation of a GenBank genome assembly.
GGCAGUACUGUGCGGCACCGGUAGUCAGCCAUAGACACACAUCGGAACCAAUGAGGAAUCAAAUCGUGUCGAUAGUGAAGAAUGCAUUGAAUUUUGAGCAAAACUUUUUCGAUUUAUGCAAAUCUAUUAAAGAGUGCAUUGAGAGGGAAAUGGAUGGUCUCUGGCAUUGCACCGCCUUUUACAACGACAUCGGAUGCCAUUCCUUCACUUUUGACGACAUGUUUAUCGUUAUUAUAAUGUUUGGGAAGCUUAAGAUAACUGUCCAUAAAGUCUACGAUGACAUAAACAUGAAAAAGUUGGCAAAACUGUUGCGAUCGAGAAAAGUGAGCGAAGAGUUAAUUAUCGAGAAAACCGAUAUGAAUGAGGAAAAUAUAUCGAUCGUCAAAGAGAUU